Molecule: messenger RNA, 2571 nt
Organism: Aspergillus udagawae
Lineage: Eukaryota; Fungi; Ascomycota; Eurotiomycetes; Eurotiales; Aspergillaceae
Product: type I polyketide synthase
Exons: 4
Coding region: 1-2571 (856 amino acids)
Biological process (GO): fatty acid biosynthetic process; secondary metabolite biosynthetic process
Molecular function (GO): oxidoreductase activity; phosphopantetheine binding; fatty acid synthase activity
Source: RefSeq, a predicted model, not a curated record
AUGUUCCAUUUACACCAGCAGCUAAACUCGGACGGAUACCAGGUGGAUCUUGUCGGCUGGGGAGAGAAAUUGCCAGCGAGCCAAGAUAUCGUCUCUUUGCUCGACCUUGAAGUCCCAUUCUUCGAUGGUAUCACCAAAGAAAAUCUCGCGCUCUUUUACAAACAGUCAAAGAUCACUCAACGUCGAACUUCCUCACAGAUAAGGCCACAGGAUCCGCGAUUCGCCCAAGUGCUGGGCAUGGCGCGGACACUGCGUCCUGAGCUAGGCGUUCCAUUUGCUACUUUGGAAAUGCAAGACUUUGGGCCAGGUUCCAUGGAAGCCAUCUGCCUUCUCCUGCGCAAAAUCCAGCGCCGAACAGCGGAACCAACUGAGGUUUCUGAAUUCGACCCAGACCAAGAAUUUGCUUGGACCAAUGGUGUUAUCCAUGUUAGUCGCAUGUAUUGGCUCUCCAUUCCUGAAGCAGGUGGGAGCUUUUCGACAGCUACCUUGGAGAUAGGCCGGCCGGGAUUGCUCAACACGCUCCGUUGCGCCCCCCAGCCAAUGAAGCCACUGCAGCCCGAUGAGGUACGGGUCAAGACCAUGUCAGUCAGCAUGAAUUAUCGCGAGCUUCUUGUCGCCAUGGGAGUGGUUCCCAAUGAGGGCCAGGAAGUGGUGGGGACUGAUGCUGGUAUCGUGACAGCAGCCGGAGCCAACGUCACCAACGUAUCGGUUGGCGAUCGAGUCAUGGCUAUCAGCGUUGCGGAAACCAGCUAUACGACCGAGUUACAGCUCUCCAGCCAGCUCUGUGCUCGAAUCCCAGAUGACUGCGGCUUUCAAGAUGCAAGCACACUGCCCACCAUAUAUCUUACCGUGCUGAGAACCCUGCGAGAAAAGGUAAAUCUCCGAGGAGACCAAACAGUACUCAUUCAUAGUGCCGCUGGAGGAGUGGGCAUCGCAGCCAUCCAUUAUGCGAAAUGGGCUGGUGCGAAGAUCUACGCGACAGUCAGCUCACCAGAAAAGACGGCGUUUUUGGUUGAGAAGAUGGGCGUGCCGAAAGAAAACAUCUUCUACUCUCGAGAUAGUAACUUCCUGGACGCAGUUAUGAGGUCAACGGAUGGUCGGGGAGUCGGCGUGGUGCUCAACUCGCUGUCAGGUGAGCUGUUGCGUGCCUCAUGGCAAUGUGUCGCGGAAGGAGGAAGCAUGAUCGAGAUCAGUAAACGAGACCUUCUCUGCCGGGCGCAACUGGCGAUGAGUCCGUUCUUGGCCAACCGGUCGUAUAUCGGGGUGGACAUUGCAACUCUCCCGUUGAUAGAACCCACUUGGGUUCAAGAGCACUUGGUCACGAUUGUGGACCUGUACAGCCAGGGCAUUAUACAUCCUGUCCGCCCGAUUACAACAUUUCCCGCCAACCAAGUCGAAGACGCCUUCCGGCACCUGCAAAAGGGACAACACAUCGGCAAACUCUGUAUCCAAUUCUCGGACUCGCCAGACCUUCGACUGGUCCCGAGUGUAGCGGAACUAGAAUUGCGAGCGGACCGAGCCUACCUAUUUGUGGGUGGAAUGCGCGGCAUCGGUGUAUGGAUCGCAAGAUGGAUGGUAUCCCAUGGAGCCAAGAACUUGGUAUUUCUUUCUCGCUCAGCGGGGGAGAAGGAGGAGGACAGAGCACUUGUCCGCGAAUUGUCCGAGAUGGGAUGCCAGGCCCUAACCUUUGCCGGUGACGUUGCCGACCUAGCGACUGUUCAACGCGUUGUCUCGAGCAUCGCAAUGCCGAUCGCGGGUGUCAUCCAGCUGGCCAUGGUGCUUGCGGACACUGGGGUGAUGGAUAUGGACAUAGGAAAAUGGAACGCAGCCGUCAGACCCAAAGUCAAUGGAACCUGGAACCUGCAUGAAGCUCUACCAACCGAUCUCGAUUUCUUUGUCAUGGCGUCGUCUCUGUCCGGUAUAUUCGGGAACUACGGCCAAUCCAACUACGCAGCCGCAAACACUUUUCUGGAUGCUUUUGCCCAAUUUCGCCAAUCAAGGGGGCUUGCUGCAUCAACCGUGGACCUCGGUGUCGUGGACGAGAUUGGGUGGGUCAGUCGGAAUGCAUCCGUCCACCGUAAAGUGCCACUUAUGGGAUUCCGAUCACGCAACCAGCUACUGCAUGGUCUCUUGUCCAAGACGGGUAUCGCUAAAGGGCAAUAUAUCUGGCAGCGAGAUCCCCGCACCGCUUUGAGUCGCGUUCAUCAUCAGGAAGGGGAGGUCCCUUCUGGCAGUGGCGAGGCUAAAGGUGGUGGGCUAAAGACCUUCCUUUCCGCCGUCCAGGACAAUCCGGAGGUUCUGCACGACGCAUCGAGCGCUCAAGUUACAGCCAAGGAAAUCGCCCGCCAGGUGUCCAUUUACACGAUGCGAGACAGUGAGCAGGAGGUAGAUCUGACAUUGUCGCUGCAGGAUUUUGGUGUUGACUCCUUGGUCUCAAUCGAACUUCGCAACUGGUGGAAGCAGGCGUUUGGGGCUGAUGUGACCGUGCUGCAGCUGAUGAAUAGCGGCAGCUUUCUGGGUCUCGGUCAGAAGGCGGUAGAUCAGCUCAAGCAGAAGUAUUUGAAGCCAUAA